Molecule: messenger RNA, 1087 nt
Organism: Alosa alosa (allis shad)
Lineage: Eukaryota; Metazoa; Chordata; Actinopteri; Clupeiformes; Clupeidae
Product: E3 ubiquitin-protein ligase TRIM35-like
Exons: 6
Coding region: 65-1081 (338 amino acids)
Molecular function (GO): zinc ion binding
Source: RefSeq, a predicted model, not a curated record
AUUCUACUUUCCAUCAGGACAUCAUUGUUAGGGGUCAUCACAUACUUUACAGUGAGCUUAGAAAAUGGCCUCCAAGCGUUUUUUCUCUGAAGAGGAUUUCUCUUGUCCUGUGUGUCAGGACAUCUUCAAGGAUCCUGUCAUCAUGACAUGUAGUCACAGUGUGUGUAAAGUCUGUCUGCAGCAGUUCUGGGAAACUAAAGGACACCAAGAAUGUCCUAUAUGCAGGAAAAGAUUCACAAAUUCAAAUCCGCAACUUAACUUGAACCUAAAGAACUUGUGUGAGACCUACUUACAGCAGAGAAGUCAGAGAGCUUCAGCAGGGUCUGAGGUGCUCUGCAGUCUGCACAGUGAGAAACUCAAGCUCUUCUGUCUGGAGGAUAAACAGCCUGUGUGUCUGGUGUGUAGAGACUCAAGGGAACAUAAGAAUCACAACUUUAGUCCUGUUGUUGAGGUUACCAAUGAUUAUAAGGAGCAACUGAGGACAGAGAUGGCCAAGCUGAAAGAAAAGACGAAGAAACAUAAAGAAACUAAACUAACCAGUGAUGAAACAGCAAAACACAUUAAGACACAGGCCCUAAACACAGAGAAGCAGAUCAAGGAGCAGUUUGCGCAGCUUCACCAGUUUCUACGAGAUGAAGAGGCAGCCAGGAUAGCUGCACUGAGGGAGGAAGAGGAGCAGAAGAGUCAGAUGAUGAAGGAGAAGAUUGAGAAGAUGUACAGGGAGAUCGCAUCUCUCUCAAUCACAAUCACAGACAUAGAGGAGCAGAUAAAUGCUGAUGACAUCACAUUCCUGCAGAACUACAAGAGCACAGUGGAAAGAGCCCAGUGGACACUGCAGGAUCCAGAGAGGGUUUCAGGAGCUCUGAUCAAUGUGGCAAAGCACCUGGACAACCUGAAGUUCAGAGUCUGGGAGAAGAUGCAGGAGAUUGUUCAAUACACUCCUGUGACUCUGGAUCCCAACACCGCAAACCCACGACUCAUCCUGUCUGAGGAUCUGACCAGUGUGAUACGUGGUGGUCCGAUACAGAAGCUUCCUGAUAACCCAGAGAGAUUUGAUCACUUUUAUUGCAAGCGCCUCUGAUUGAUU